Messenger RNA from Prorocentrum cordatum, 737 nucleotides. The record is from the annotation of a GenBank genome assembly. NCBI's taxonomy places the organism in Eukaryota, Dinophyceae, Prorocentrales, Prorocentraceae.
CGCACCUGCCCUCAGCGUAGCACCGCACCGAGUCACGUCUCCGGCCCGGGCCCUCCCGCCGCGCUCUGGCGCAGACGGCCGCUGGAGGGGCCGGCGCGCUGGCGCGGCACGGGAGGGCCGCGCGCAGGCAUGCUGGGCGGCACGCUCCUCUGGCUCCGGAACGACCUCCGCAUCCUCGACCAGCCGCUCGUGGAUGCAGUGGCCACGGGCGAGCGGGCCUGGAUCUACGUCUUCGACACGCGCUUCCUUUCCAGGGCCGUGCCCUUGCCCGGCGGCGUGGGCUCGGUGCCAAAGGCCUCGGCGCGGCGGGCGCGCUUCCUGCUGCAGAGCGUCCGCGACCUCUCGGGCCGCCUGCGGCGCGAGCUGGGGGCGGAGCUGCUGGUGCGCGUCGGCCCCCCCGAGGAGGCGCUCUGCGAGGCCGCGGGGCAGCUUGGCUGGGCGGCGUGGGACGUCUGCUGCCAGCGCGACUGGGCACCGAGGAGGAGGGGGUGCAGCGCCGGGUGGAGGCCAGGGCCGCGGCGAGCGGCGGGUCGCUGCGCGCAUCCUGGGGGAGCCAGUUCCUGUACUGCCCCGACGUCGUGGCGGCUCAGCUCGGGACGGACCCAGGCUCUACCCUGGUCAACCCGCACCACUUCUGGCCAGACGGCGCGGAUCCCGAGGCAGUCGUACCCAUCUCGGGGGCUCGUAGAGGGUGGGCUGCAUCCCAUGGCGGGGUGAUUGGAAACGAGCCUGGCCGG